GUUCGAGCAAGCCGAUGCUCGUGGAAUUAUGUCCAGCUUCCAGCGUCAAAGUAACUGCACAUCAUCUGCCGGUCCUCUCGACGGAUGAGUAACGAAGCGUGGCCCGCUCUCAAGAUCGAGGACCUCGUUGCUAACCCAUGAUCCUGAGAUCCACGUGCAGGAUGUGUUCCGCGAAAGAAAAGUUGGGAAGGAGAUCGUAGAAGAUUCCAAGGAACAUGAGUUAGAAAGCAGUGGUCGCGUAUCUUGGGGAACGGGACACCAUGCGCUCGAAGGUGCGAGCCUGGUGGUGGAGAGGCGCCCUGCUCGGCACGAUGAUGCUAUUAUCUUGGACGUCUUCGUCGGAGGGUUGUCCGAGUAUGUGUGUGUGCAAAUGGAAAAGCGGUAAAGAGUGGGUGGAGUGCGCGAACCGGGACUUGAAAGGGUUGCCUCAGGGCGCUCGCGAAGAGACGCAGGUGUUGGAUCUGUCGAACAAUCAUCUGGUCAGUCUACCGUCCGAGUGUUUUCAGACUCUGGGUCUGGUCAAUCUGCAACGAUUGUACCUGAGCAGGUCGCACAUCAGUCGAAUAGCACCCAAGGCGUUCGCGGGUCUGGUAGGGUUGGUGGAGCUAGACCUGUCGGAGAACUUGAUCGAGGAAAUCCCAACGGAAACGUUUCCCUUUUACUCGAACUUGAUGAAGUUACUGUUAAACGGGAACCCUAUCAAGGAAAUUCGUCGAGGGGCGUUCCAGAACCUGCCGCACCUGACCAACCUGGAGCUGAGUCAGUGCCGGCUGGAGAGCGUGCAGCAGGGUUCGUUCGACGGGCUUCGUCAUUUGGAGUGGCUUCGAUUGGACGGCAAUCGGUUGACUCGUGUCCCGGAACAGACGUUACCGCUCGGCGGCAGUCUCCGUGGACUCACUUUGCACAAUAACCCGUGGCUCUGCGACUGUCGACUGCGAGCCACGCAGACCUGGCUCAAGGAAUCCGCUCCGGCGGCCCCGCAGGAGUCGGAGCCCGUUUGCGACGCUCCUCCUCGACUACGCGGCAAGCAGAUCAAGGCGGUGAAGGUGAACGAGCUCGCGUGCCUGCCACAGAUCGAGCUGCAGGAGCGAAUCGAGGCCAACGAAGGGGAUAAUGUCACGCUCAAGUGCGACGUCUACGCCGUGCCUCCCGCUAAAUUGUCCUGGUGGUUCAACGGCGAGCUCUGCGAGCUGCAGAACGAGAACGACUCGAUAUCCGCCUCCUCUGCCACGUUUCCUCGGUACGUGUACAGACAACGCGGCGGAACCAACAUGAGCAGCACCUUGCUGCUCUACUCCGUGGAGACGAUAAACGAGGGCACGUACACUUGCAUAGCCGAGAACGGUGCAGGUUCCGCGGAAGCGAACCUUUCUCUGCGAGUGCAGUUCCAGGAGAAAAUAACCGUGGAACCACCGAGCGAUCACUCGAGAUCGGGAUACGUGGUUGCGAUAGCGGCAGGUGCUCUGGUAGGCACCCUGUUCGCCCUGGGAUCACUGAUAGGCAGUAUCGUAUUCUGCAUGCGCAAGCGACGUCGAGAUCGCAAACGAAACUCCAAGGCUCUGGUGUCGCAGAACAAGUCCGUGAUGCCCAUCACCAAGGACACCGCCACUAGUCUUCCCUGUAGGAAGGGCAACGGAAGCUUGAUCGGUCUGGAGCAUCAGCAGAUCGUCUCGUACACCGAGAGGGAAAUGAACAGAGCCGCGACGUUGGAACGCAGAGAGCAUAGAAAUUUGGAGGAGCCUUACUGCAGUCCAGUCUCGAAGUACCUGACAGAGCCUGAUCUGAUCAACGAGGUCCCGGAGACGACGGAUGUGGGUUACGGUCAACUGUACCGUCAUCAGCCAGGAGAGCGACAGAUCCUGGAAUACGAUUCCGGGUACCCCCUUCAACCCGAUCUGCGUCCACCGAAUAUACCCCAGCUGAGCUAUCUGGAUCAAGACGGUUACCCUCUAAACUUCGGUUUACCCAAGAUACCGUUCAGCGCCGCGAGCACGUUGCCUCGACUGAGGCAGAGGAUGCCCGUCGAGGGUUCUGCGGUUGCCCCGCCAUCCAGGUACUCCAGGGAGGCGGAGUUCCUCGCCAGAUCUCCGGGAUACGACCCCGUAUUACCCAGGACCGAUGCCAGGUACACUGCCGAGGGAUAUCCGUACCCUGCGCAACAGCAGCCGUCGAUUCAACCCGUCGAGCAACCGAUCCAACAGCAACUGCCCGUGUCUCCGGUGUCACCGGUGGCGGUGUUCCCGGAGGUGCCGUUCAUUCCGUCUCCUCCGGCCGCGUACCGUGGCGAGACGACACCCCUCUCUCCCAGAUCUCUGCUGAGCAAAACUGCUCGAGAAGCUGCUGCCGCGGCCGCAGCCAGGGCGGAGGACCUGCAACCUCCUCACCAUCCCGAAAGUCCGGACGAGGGAUACGUCGGCGACGCGAUGGACGUCUAAAAAUCGACUAUCGAAGGUUCGACGAAUU
Molecule: messenger RNA, 2463 nt
Organism: Megachile rotundata (alfalfa leafcutting bee)
Lineage: Eukaryota; Metazoa; Arthropoda; Insecta; Hymenoptera; Megachilidae
Molecular function (GO): protein binding
Source: RefSeq, a predicted model, not a curated record